Messenger RNA from Physeter macrocephalus (sperm whale), 3083 nucleotides. RefSeq lists its product as uncharacterized. The transcript has 4 exons. The coding region runs from base 148 to 504 and encodes 118 amino acids. The record is from RefSeq and is a predicted model, not a curated record. NCBI's taxonomy places the organism in Eukaryota, Metazoa, Chordata, Mammalia, Artiodactyla, Physeteridae.
CGAGCCCGCCUGUCAGGCGGCGGGGCACUGGCGGCCUCAGCCGGGACGUUGGGUCCGGCCCGGCGGGCCGCGGAGCGGCGGCGCUGCGGGGCCGGGCGGGCGCGGCGCGGAGGAAGUGCGGUCUUCGCGGCUUGGCGCGGGGCCGCAAUGUUGUCCCGACUCGGGCGCGCUGACUCGGGAACCGGGGGCGCGCGGCGGCCGCGGGAGCCUCCGGAGCAGGAGCUGCAGCGACGCCGGGAGCAGAGGCGGCGGCGGCACGACGCGCAGCAGCUGCAGCAGCUCAAGCACCUGGAGUCCUUUUAUAAAAACCUCCUCCUGGACUUAUCAAGGAGGAUGAGACUAAGCCAGAAGACUGUAUACCAGAUGUCCCAGGCAAUGAACAUGCCAGGGAAUUUCUGGCCCACGCACCAACCAAAGGACUUUGGAUGCCACUGGGGAAAGAAGUCAAAGUCAUGCAGUGAUACAACAGUUAAAACAGUUACUGGAGGAUUCAACAUCAGAUGAAGAUGGGAGCAGCUCCAGUUCCUCAGAAUGUAAAGAGAAACACAAGAAAAAGAAGAAAGAAAAGCAUAAGAAAAAGAAGAAAGAAAAGAAAAAGAAGAAAAAACAAAAGCAUAAGUCUUCCAAGUCAAAUGAGAGUUCAGACUCAGAAUGACAAGAGUUUGACUUGUUCAACAUUCUCUUCUCAAAAAUCAAACACUGUGGUCAAAGAUCAGAGGAAUGUGGAAUCAGAGAGGAAUAGGAGAGAGAGACACCAAGAGAGGAGGAGAUUUAGUGUCACAGGUGUGAAUUCUCACCUACCUUCCAGUAAAGAUGUGACCCCCACAGGAGAGUGAGUUGUAUCUUGCCAGGUGCUAGCUCUGGACAGCAGCUGAUUUCAGGCUGGAAAGCUUUUCUCAUUGUUCUCCCUGCUGAUCACUGUGGGUCCUGAUUCCUUAGAAAUGCCUCUGGCAGGGUGGCCAGACUAAAGGAAUCUCUGAGGAAGCUCUUCCAGUUGCUGCCGCAGCUUCUACCCUCCAUGGUGGGGCUGCUUAACGCCCUUAGAUUUCAGGUUUGACUUUCCUCUGUCGCUGAGGAUAAAAGCUCAUUACUUUAUUUAUUAAAAAAAAUAAUCAUUUAUUUUUGAAUCAUAAUAAUAUACUUAUAUGGUCCAAAUUUAAAAGCUAUAUAAGGGGAAUUCCUUGGCUGUCCAGUGGUUAGGACUCGGCCCUUUCACUGCCAUGGCCCGGGUUCAAUCCCUGGUCAGGGAACUGAGAUCCUACAAGCCGCAAGUUGUGGUCAAAAAAAAAAUUAUAAAAGGUAUAUAAGGUUUAAUCAUGAAAAACUUUCCUCUUCUCUUCCCCAGCUACUGAGUUCCCUUUCCCAAUGGUUAUCCAUUUUACCAGUUUCUUGUGAAGUCAUACAGAAAUGUUUUGUGUAUCACAAGCAAAUGUUUUUUCUCUUUUUUAACACAAAUACUAGCAUACCACACACAUUUGUCUGCAUUGUUUUUUUCAUUUUUUAAAUCAACAGUGUAAAGUAUGUUGGUCUUUGCUGCACACAGAAGUCUUGAGUUCAUAAAUCCCUGUUAUGCUUGGUUGAGUUUUUUAGGGGGAAAGGCUAUCCUAUAAGAACAAUGAACAAUCAUGUCUUUAUCUUCCUUAGCACUAUUGCCAUUGUCCCAUGAUUAUUAUUAUUCCCAGAAUAACUGAUUCAGAAAACUUAUAAGGAUAUAGGAAUUACUGUACUGGUCAGUUACCCACAUCCCAAAAUAUAUCUUCAUCCUGUUGGCUAAGCGCAGCCUACACGAGAACUUCUGGCUUUGACUGCUGCAGCUGAGGCAGCUCAGCAGGUUGGGAUGGUGCCUGCAGCUAGGAGAAGGUGUCUGUUCUUGCUGAGCCAAAGUGGAGCCAGAUUUUGCUCAUGAGCAAGUGUCCUUCCCUCUCCACUAGGGUCUCUUGCUGUUUUCAUCACUCAGGGUCCCAGGACCUCACUGUUCCCACUUCCUGCCUUUUUUCCUAGGGAUUGGAUUCCCCCCUCUUUAAAGAAUAACUGAUGCGGGCCGGGCUGACUCCUUCCCAAUUUUCCUCAGUAACUGCUCCUAGUCUUGGCCUUGGAAAGUUUAUCUCAAUAACACAGUUGGCUGGAAUGGCCCAGGACUUGCUCUUCCUGAAAACCCUAAGUCUAGUUAAUUCAAGCAGUGCCUUACACAUAUCCUUGGCAUUUCUAGCUCAGCAUGCAGCAGAAAAUUCUCCUUCUAGGAAUUUUCUUUCUCCUGCUAGAGUCCCAUUCAUGAUAAACAUAUUCUAUUAUAAUAUGGAAGAAUAAUAUCAAUGAUUCUUGAGCUUAUGGUGCAUCAAAAUGACCUGGAAUGCUUGUUAAAACAGAUUCCCAUGCCCUACUCCUAGUUUCAGAAUUUCUGAUUUAUUGUACUAAUUCUGGAAUGGACUGUGGAAUUUGCCUUUCUAACAAGUUCCCAAAUGAUGCUGAUGCUGUCAGUUUGGGGACCAGAUUUGAAGAACCGCUGAUCUAAAUGUUUAACCUCUUACUAAAGCCUUUCUCCACUUUCUGCUUUAACGGGAAUCUCUCCAUCCACUGUAGCCCCUGCAAGUUAAUUCCUGUCCCUUCUCCCUCACUCCAGGUUUCUCUGUCUUCUAUUUCUGGCCUACAUUCUGUGGUCCAUCAGUUAAGCCUGUUAUCUCCCUUGACCUGUGGUUUUUCUGCCCAGCUUACCCAAAAGAACCUCAAACCAAACUCUUCCUCCUCUGUUCUGAUUCCUAGACUGCUGAGCCCAUAAAGCUGUCAAUCAAAUUCCUUCAUCCUAAAACCUCUUUCCUCAAACUCAGUACUCUCUACUAUUAAGGAAGUCAAAAGAAGCCACCAGACCUCCCUUUACUAAGGUAUCUUAUCAGCCUGCCAUCAUGGUUGUGGUAGGCGAAAUUGUAAAACAGCCCCAAGGUUUCCUACCCAAACCUAUAGAACUGUUACUUUAAGGGAUUUUACUCCCAUGAUUAGAUUAUGUUAAAAGAUAGUUUGGCCUUUUAAGGGUGACUGUUUGGGUGAUCUGAACCAAAUUACAUGAUAUUUUUCUUUUUUUAAUAAAU